Ustilago hordei is the source of this 1647-nucleotide messenger RNA. RefSeq lists its product as uncharacterized. The transcript has a single exon. NCBI's taxonomy places the organism in Eukaryota, Fungi, Basidiomycota, Ustilaginomycetes, Ustilaginales, Ustilaginaceae. The record is from RefSeq and is a predicted model, not a curated record. The coding region runs from base 1 to 1647 and encodes 548 amino acids.
AUGAUGCCGUCAAGAGGCUUCGUCCUCUCCGAGAACCAGGCCUUUGCCGGUCAGACGAGGACGCCAGGUGCAUCUCGCCUCUAUGCUUCACCAACACGAAAGGCGAUGACGACAGGCAAGCGAGCGCUGGGACAGUCAUCCAGCCUCUUUGGACAAGAGAUGGCCUCGGCUGGACCGAAGCAGCUUUUCCAAGACCUCAUGUCGUCCAAGUCGCCUGUCAAAGCUCUGGGUAAUCGCAAUGCUGCCAAGACGCCUGGCCCUUCAAGGUCAGCGUCGGGCAAGCAGGACGGCUCGCUUCGCAAGGGCAAGGGAGCCGGCAACUCUCCCACCAAGAAGGGGUCUAGCGAGCUCAGUCCGCGCAAAGCUAGCACAUCAAACGCACUCCGCUCGAUCAACGGCAAGCAGCGACAGAAUGUAGACCUGCCUUUCAGCAAGCCAGGCCAGGGCUCGACCAAAGAUGGAGGCAGCAACAUGAUGAUGAUCAAGACACCGGCACCGACGCAGCUCAAUGGCAAGGCAAGGACCAUGAGCCAUCAGAAGGGCUUUGUCACUCCAGCCGCCAACAUCGGACGUGCUGGCCAGAUCAAAGCACGCAUGGGUGAGAUUCUGGAUGCAGAGAUGGGCCUCUCACUGCAAAAGGCAGAGAAUCUUACCGAGCAAGUCACCGAGGAGCCAGCAGUGCAGAUGACUGAAGAGGAAAUGUAUCCCGAGAUCGAGUACAUGCCGCCUAGAUCCAAACAUGCCGUCUUUGAGUUUCCUGAUGAGCUCGAGGAUCUACCAAGGGCCAAAGAGAUUGGUGCACAGCUUUGCAAGUUUUCUACGAUCAAUCUCCGAGCAGCCGGCCCAGAGGAUCUCAGCGACAUGGCGCUCGGGCCAAUAAAGUUGGCGGAUGAUGAUGACUUGCUGUCGCCAGCAUUUGGAGUGGACAGCGAAGAUGAUGAUCCCUGGCCGAAUGUGCCUGUUGAGGAGGAGCCUGGAUCCUGUUCGACUGCUCCGGGUGGCGCUAUCGGCAAGGCUCCGACAUGGACAAAGGUGGCAACACGUCCUUCAGUCUCAGUGCAACCCAAAUCGACGAACGGCGCUCGCAUGGCAACCACCGCGGCUCGCCCAUCCGCAGCACCUCUGACCAAGCGACCAAUGUCUAGCGGGACAAGAGCACCAGUAUCAAGUGCGAGUGCGAGUGCGAGUGCGAGUGCGAGUGCGAGUGCGAGUGCGAGUGCGAGUGCUACCGUUCGAAGCGUUCCUGGCAAAGCUGCAGGUCAGCCUGUCACUCGCUCUACUGGUCUGCAGCGCUCUAUCGCGGCAGCCCCUGGCAGUCGAGGCGGAGUUAGUAUCACCGGCUCUGCAUCACGUGCUGCUGGAAUUGCUAUGCGGCCAACAGCAACGGCAUCAAGAUCCACUGUUCGACCAACAGCGGCUACGAGGCCGACGACAGUCAAAGCACCGGUUGCGCAGUCGGCCAAGCCAGCAGCGUCGCAGACAGCGGCUACUAAGCCAGCCGCGACUAGGCUCAACCCGAAACUCAUCGACUUUGUGGACGACGAACUUGGCAAGCAGACAGCCGCAACACUGGAACGGCUGGAAGCUGAGGACGAUAUCGAAGCGCUCCAGCUCGAUCUUGAUGAGCCCAUCGAUGGAGAGGCAUAA